AUGUCUGGUCUGCUCUCCACCCUCCUCAUCGUCAUCGUCACCGAGAACACAUCUGCUCCGGCCAAACAUAACAAAAGCACGCUGGACCCUACCCGCUAUCAGUGCCACAAAAUUACGAAAAUUAUGGCAACGCUGCGGCUCCGAGAGAAGCCCACAGUGGGGGGAAGCGUUCGACUUGACGCAUUCCUCGCAGAACAAAGCCCUCAGAUUAUCUUGUUGCAAGAUAGCGACUAUUUCGAAAAGAUCCCUGCUAUAACUCUCACUUCUGCUUCGUCAACCUCAGUGCCAACUAUGAACCUUUCUACUUGGCACACAUUUGCGCAGAACGAGUGGUCGACAACUGAUGUUCAUAUCACAACGACGCAGAGUGAGAAGAAGAAGCAUAGAGGAAACAAGGUAAAUUGUGAGAUUUGCAGAGAAGACGUAGAGGUCAAUCGGAAGUGGCUUGAGGCCAUGGAGGUGGGUAUGACGGUCGAGACAAAAGACAAGGCGGAGAUGCUCGAACAAGAUGACCAUUGUGAAUUUGGAACGAUGAUGAAAGGCUUGUGUUUGCAAGCCUCCAAACCGUCUCGAGACAUCGUCAUGUCAGACAGCUGGGCCGACGUGAACACGUGA
Alternaria burnsii is the source of this 615-nucleotide messenger RNA. RefSeq lists its product as uncharacterized. NCBI's taxonomy places the organism in Eukaryota, Fungi, Ascomycota, Dothideomycetes, Pleosporales, Pleosporaceae. The transcript has 2 exons. The record is from RefSeq and is a predicted model, not a curated record. The coding region runs from base 1 to 615 and encodes 204 amino acids.